UCUAUAUCUUCCGUACCUUUUUUCUACCUCCUCCUCUCCCGGUCUUCUCUAAAAUAAUCGAGGUACUGAGCUGUUGUAGAGCUACCUUAGCUACAGCGCAUAAGUAGCUUCGCCAUGGCGUCAUCAUUCGAUCUCUUGAAAUAUGUCGAUUUCGACAAGCAGAGUCUACUGAUCUCUGCAGGGUCAAUCGUCUUCAACCCGCUCUUCUGGAACAUCGUCGCUCGUCAAGAAUACCACAACAAGAUCCUCACCCGCCUCUUCGGCGGCAACCGCUACGUCGCAUGCUACGCCCUGGCCGCGACAAUCUUCUCGCUCGGGCUGCUCCGCGACUGGCUGUACAAGGUGGCGCUGUCGGAGCAGCCGUCGCACCCGGCGCUGACGUCGCUCUACGCGCAGGCGGCGGGCUACACGCUGCUCGUCGUGGGCAACGUGCUGGUGGUGUCGUCGACGUGGCGGCUGGGCAUCACAGGCACCUUUCUGGGCGAUUACUUUGGCAUCCUGAUGGACGAGAUGGUGACGGGGUUCCCGUUCAACGUCACGUCGGCGCCCAUGUACUGGGGCUCGACGAUGAAUUUCUUGGGGACGGCGCUCGUGUAUGGGAAGCCGGCGGGCUUGUUGCUGACCGCGGGCGUGUACCUUGUGUAUGUCGUUGCGCUGCGCUUCGAGGAUCCGUUUACGGCGGGGAUUUAUGCCAAGAGGGAGAGGGAGAGGGAGGCGGCCAAGUCUGGGAAGAAGAAGAUUUGAGGGGGUUAACAGAAGAUUUGAGGGGGUUCGGUCGGAUCUAUAUCUGAUUGCCGGUUGGGCAUUGGGGGUCAAGUUUUGUCUGAUGGGCGUGGGGAGAGGCGAGAUGCGAGAUUGGCCGGGUAAGCUAUGGCGUUUUGUGCUAUGGGGAGGGUGAUGAAAGGGGGGAGAGGAUAACAAUAGUCUUUCAACAGACUCGGAUGCAGUUUGUUGGAAGGAUGAGGAAAGGAAGUCGAAAAGGUACGA
Trichoderma reesei QM6a is the source of this 987-nucleotide messenger RNA. RefSeq lists its product as uncharacterized. Gene Ontology annotation, molecular function: S-adenosylmethionine-dependent methyltransferase activity. NCBI's taxonomy places the organism in Eukaryota, Fungi, Ascomycota, Sordariomycetes, Hypocreales, Hypocreaceae. The record is from RefSeq and is a predicted model, not a curated record. The coding region runs from base 115 to 744 and encodes 209 amino acids. The transcript has 4 exons. Gene Ontology annotation, biological process: phosphatidylcholine biosynthetic process.